GUACCAUCUCUGUCCAGCAGGGGGCAGUGUUUACCAACUUAACGAGCCUCGCUGCGCUGCAUCAAACGGUUUGCUUUAUUUGUGGUUUUUCUUGAGUGGCUGCAGCAGAUUUGGUCGUAGGAAGAUCGUCUCGGUCUGUUCUUGUUGCCCGUUCAGAAGACAGCGGGGAUUCGUUCGUUUUUGUCCGCACACUUUGCUCCCCUUUUUCCGCUGUGACAUCUGGAGGAAUCCCUCUCUCGACGUGGACAGCUGGCGUGUCCCGACCAGGAGUGACGGCGGAUCCGUCCUAUGGUUCACCCAGAGCGCUUUUUGCACUGGCUCGGUUUUUUUUUUUUUAAUAAACUUUUUAACUUUUUGCAUCUCAUUUUGGUAGCGGAGGACUGUCGAGCCGGAAGAUGUCUGUGGCGGGUUUGAAGAAGCAGUUCUAUAAAGCCAGCCAGAUGGUCAGUGAGAAAGUCGGCGGCGCUGAAGGAACCAAACUAGACGAUGACUUCAGAGACCUGGAGCGGAAAGUAGAUGUGACCAGCAAGGCGGUCGCUGAGGUGAUCUCCAAAACGUCAGAGUACCUACAGCCCAAUCCAGCAUCCCGAGCCAAGCUGUCCAUGCUGAACAGCAUGUCCAAGAUCCGCGGGCAGGUGAAGAACCCGGGCUACCCUCAGGCCGAGGGGCUGCUGGGAGAAUGCAUGGCCAAGUACGGCCGGGAGCUCGGGGAGGACACCAACUUUGGUGGAGCCUUGGUGGAUGUUGGAGAGGCCAUGAAGAGACUGGCAGAAGUCAAAGACUCCCUGGACAUCGAUGUGCAGCAAAACUUUAUUGAUCCUUUACAAGCACUCUGUGACAAAGACCUCAGAGAGAUUCAGCAUCACCUGAAGAAGCUGGAAGGCCGUCGGCUGGAUUACGACUACAAAAAGAAGCGCCAGGGCAAAAUCCCGGACGAGGAGAUCCGACAGGCCUUGGAGAAGUUCCACGAGUCGAAGGACGUGGCCGAGACGAGCAUGUACAACCUGCUGGAGACCGAUAUCGAACAGGUGAGCCAGCUCUCGGCUCUGGUGGACUCGCAGCUGCAGUACCACCGACAGGCCGUGCAGGUGCUGAAGGAGCUGUCAGACAAACUGAAGGAGCGAAUGACUGAAGCUCAGUCGCGACCCAGACGGGAAUACACGCCCAAACCCAAACCCAUCCUCGACUUUGGAGACAGCGGUCACUCGAACGGCGGCUACCAGACCUCCAUGGCUCCUCCCCCUUCACGCAGCUCAGCCCCCCCCGACCAGCCGAGCUGCAAGGCGCUGUACGACUUUGAGCCGGAGAACGAGGGCGAGCUGGGCUUCCACGAGGGCGACAUCAUCACCCUGACCAACCAGAUCGAUGAGAACUGGUACGAGGGCAAGCUGCUCGGCCAGUCCGGGUUCUUCCCUCUGAACUACGUGGAGGUUCUGGUUCCGCUGCCACACUAAUACAAACACAAGGCUUUGAGGGGGGGGCAGACGGGGUGGGAAAUAAAGUGAAGAUCCGGCAGGUUUCGGUUUACCUGAAGGUAGGACGACCUUUGGAGGGCCGAUGAAUUCUAAUGUUGGUUCAUAAAUGCGUAUGAAUGAU
Oryzias melastigma (Indian medaka) is the source of this 1596-nucleotide messenger RNA. It is a transcript of the gene sh3gl1b, whose product is annotated as SH3-domain GRB2-like 1b. Gene Ontology annotation, molecular function: protein binding. Gene Ontology annotation, biological process: synaptic vesicle uncoating. The record is from RefSeq and is a predicted model, not a curated record. Gene Ontology annotation, cellular component: cytoplasm; presynapse; glutamatergic synapse. The coding region runs from base 396 to 1454 and encodes 352 amino acids. NCBI's taxonomy places the organism in Eukaryota, Metazoa, Chordata, Actinopteri, Beloniformes, Adrianichthyidae. The transcript has 9 exons.